Melanotaenia boesemani (Boeseman's rainbowfish) is the source of this 4440-nucleotide messenger RNA. Its product is annotated as transcriptional coactivator YAP1-like. The transcript is spliced from 9 exons. Lineage: Eukaryota; Metazoa; Chordata; Actinopteri; Atheriniformes; Melanotaeniidae. Gene Ontology annotation, biological process: hippo signaling; positive regulation of transcription by RNA polymerase II. The coding region runs from base 390 to 1550 and encodes 386 amino acids. Gene Ontology annotation, cellular component: cytoplasm; nucleus. Gene Ontology annotation, molecular function: protein binding; transcription coactivator activity; transcription corepressor activity. The record is from RefSeq and is a predicted model, not a curated record.
AUAAACUAAUGGACAUCCGGAUUAGUUUUACAUUGAUGGUUUACUAAACUGUCCUGAGCGUGAAAUAUUUGCCCUGCAACUGCGGCAGCUUUAAAGCCUGCAACCCCGCCCCUCCGCACUAUCACAUGAAUCUGGACUGAACGCUGGAUGUGAAAAAAGUUUAGAGGAGUCGGAGAAAUCACUCUUCUCCAACUAGUUUUUCAUGUGUGUGAAUUUUCCCACUUUCAGUAGCCUUUAGUUGAGAGUUUGCAUCGGGAAAAGGUGGCUUCCUGAGUGUUUUUUCCUCGUCUGUGGCUCCUCCGACUUCUUUUCUCUCUGCAGGAAUACGGAGAGAGGGGGAAACGGUCUGGCUGCUUGAAGAUUUGUUUCGACACCAAAACUUUGGCGACAUGGACGCGCACCGCGGUGGCGCGCCUCCGGUGGGGCAGCAAAUCGUGCACGUUCGCGGGGACUCGCAGACGGAGCUGGAGGCCCUCUUCAGUGCUGUGAUGAACCCCAGCAAGGCGGUCAGGCAGCCGCCGUCUCUGCCCAUGAGGAUGAGGAAACUGCCGGACUCCUUCUUCAGGCAGCCGGAGCCCCGGGGCCACUCCAGACAAGCCAGUUCGGAUGGAGGCGUGUGCGGCUCCCUCGCUCCUCAUCAUGUCCGUGCUCAUUCCUCCCCUGCCUCCCUUCCAGUCAACUCCCUCUCUACUCAAGCAGCAGAUGUAGCAGCGACACCUGUCAUACCUGACGAUGUGCCUCUCCCCCAUGGUUGGGAAAUGGCCAAAACGCCUACUGGCCAGCGGUACUUCCUCAAUCACCUGGAUAAGACAACCACAUGGCACGACCCCCGUCUUUCACAACUUCAGUCGGCUGCAGCUCAGCAUCCAAUCUCCAGCACCUCGGUCCAUGCCCACUCCCUCAGCAACCCAGCAGCCACUACACAACCACCAAACAUCAAUCCAGAGACAGGUCCACUGCCUGAAGGCUGGGAGCAGGCUGUGACUGCAGAUGGAGAGAUGUACUACAUCGAUCACAUAAAUAAGACCACCGCAUGGGUCGACCCGCGUCUAGCUCAGAAGAUGAACCCUGGCAUCCCUGGCAUGGCCUUGCAGCAAAGGCAGGAAAAGGAAAGGCUCAGAUGCAAGCAAGGCAUGCCUCCACAAAUCACACCACAGGAGGUCGGAGGAAGGAACCAGAUGCCUGGUGGGAUGGACCAUGACAGGAGCACUCAAAUGCUUAUGGAUGCCAGGAUCAGAGCCCCAAACCACGAACCUACACUUAAUGGGGCUCAUUCUCGCAACGAGAGCACCGACAGCGGCCUGAGUGUCAGCAGCCUACCGCGCACAUCAGACCACAUGCUGAGCUCUGUGGAUCACAUGGACACUGGCGACUCCAGUGAGCCCACCUCAAUGACCUUGCAGGAGUCGAUGCCUGUGCUCCCAAUGAAUGAGGGCGACGAGCUGAUGCCCUGCAUCCCUGAGGGUCUUAGUUCGGACCUCCUGAUGGACAUGGAGACUGUUCUCUCUGGGUCACACAUGGACAGAGACAGCCUGCUUACCUGGCUAUAGACACAGCCAGCCACCGCCUGGUCAAACGUGCUUUGACAUCAAGUUUUCAUAACAUGACUAAGAAUUCUGGAGGAUCCACAAGUCGUACACAACAUCAUUACAGAGAGAAUAUGCUACUGUUUGGCAAUGGAAGCCUAACACUACUCACACCCUGAAGAACGGAAAAAGAAAAAAAAAGACUCAGAAGGUGGUAAGCAGCAGGUUUUCUCUUUUUUGCGUCUACUUUCGUGGUGAUGCAAAACGGCAUCAUAUUUUAGCAACACAGUCUUUAAUUGCAAUAUUCCUUUCUCUGGGUAAGUGCUUCAUUUAGAUUUGCAUCCUCAUUCAAAAACAAGAAAGGCAUCAUUUUACCGAUCAAAUAAACACAAAACUACAUCUUAAAAUAACACUAAUGCUGUUAGGGAAGGUUUUGUAUUAAGAAUCUCCUACCCACGACCCCUUAAUUAACUGCAUAAGCCUGCAGGAUAAAAGAAACACAGGUGCUACUACCUCUGAGCUUUUUUAACAACACUUCUCACAUUUUUAUAAAAACAAAACAAAAAAAAGCAUUUUUGAAAGAACCAUCAAAACUCUAAUAAACACUACAUUAGAUGCACACUGCCAAAGGAUAAGCUGAAAAAUGACUCAUGAAAGUUCUCUCUUCUUUCUGGAUACACAGAAACUUAAUGAGGGGUUUAGAGGACGCACUCCACUGUCCAGAAGAGAAUUUAACUCUAUGGGAGAUCCCAUUUUACAGAGCUCCCUAAAGUAAAAAAGCUUGCAUGCCAAAAAUUGUAUUUAAGUGUUAGGGAAAGUAUAAUUUCUCCAUCUAGGACAACAAAUAAAAGUCUGUCAAGCUGCUUCACAUUUACAGAAGCAGUAGCUACAGAAUACUUUAAUGAUAGGGAGCAGUUUCAACAGUGAGUGUGGGAUUUCUUAGACUCGUCUUUACACAAAGGAACACUGCAGCAUACAGAGGAAGUCCUCAGUAAGAACGCAUGAUGAGUGCAGUCCAGCACAAUGCAGGAUUUUCCCCAGGAAACUGUAAAGGCUGAGUCCUCGGCUAUCUUGUUGUCAGUUUUUAUAUAUUAGCCCAUCUCUACAGAGAACAGCGCAGCAGGCUUGCUUUGACAAUACUGCCACCUGGACAUUGUUAAUACAGUUUGCGCUUUUGUUUCUGUUUUGAAUUCCAUUUUAUUCCAGGGAUUUUGUCCAUGUCAGCAUUGAGAAUGAACUUCACAAAAGCAGUAUUUAUUGCAGGUUUGUUAUAUUUGAUUGUGUUGGAUAGUUGUUUUAUUAUUAUUAUUUCUUAUGAUGACCUCUUCUUUGAGAAAUCAUGCCGCCUAGUGGUCAUCCUGCAACAAAUAUGUUUGGUUUCUUUUCUUUUGCUAGGUAACAUAAAGAUAUUAAGUUAAUCAGCCUGCACUUAAAACUGAUUUCUUCUCAUUCUUUUUCUGACUUUUUUUUAUUGGCUUGAAACAUUCCCAAUGUUUAAAAACUUUUAACAAGUCCGUAUUCAUUCAGUGGCAUUUUUUUCUCUCCCCACCACAAACAGACAACAAGCACUAUCUCAAUUUUAGUCACAUACACAUCUUUUUCUCCAGCACAUGCAGUGCAUUUUAAUUUUAGAUUCACUCUUUUGGUCCCUUUUUGUUUUAUUUUAUUUUCUGGUCGGUAGUGUCUUGAAAACCGGUUUCACCAAAUUUGCAAUAGUUUCUAGCUUUGUUCUGUUGUUAGAGGUUAAAGAAGCUUUUUGCAUGUGCCACAAUCAUGAUACACACAAUGAAAACUUUGAGAAUGUACACAAAGCAAGGUGCCAAACUAAUCAAAACAAUAUUCCCUCAUGUACAUUUCACUGAUCAGUCAUGACCAUCAGCAAAAACCAUGUAUAUAGAUCAAAUAUGACAUCAUCCUUUUCUGAAAAGACAAUUAACAAAUGAUGACCACUCUGAUGUAUUAAUGUGUAAUCUAUUGGAAUUUUCUCUAGAAGAUACAGCCUUUAAUACAUUUAUGGAUAAAAUGGUUGCACAAAUAUUUGUCAGAAGUAGGUUGAUAAUAAGUCGUUACUGUUUAGCCUAAUUUAAAAGACAUUAAAAUCAAAUGUCUUUAGUCUUUUAAUAAUAAUAAUGAAUCUGACUUUUUAUCACCAGUUCUUGCUGUGCCUUUGGGGUUUUUUUUUUCUUUUAUUGUAUGGACACAUAAAUUAAACAAAACAUGUUGAUUUUAAAACCCCCUCCUUGAUGAAUAAUUCUGGUUAGUGCUAAUAUGAUGUUAGAUUUUGCAGGGCUAUAAUUUCCUCUGACUCAGCCUCAAGUGUUAUCUGUAGACACAAGAAAGGGUUUUAGAGAUCCUGUUGUGACUCCCCAGAAAAGCUAGACACUAAUUAUGAGUGCUGUGUUUUGGGCAUAUUUGAUUUCAACUGCAAACACUAUUAGGAGCAAACUUCACUAUGGGGAACGCUGUCUUUUCUCUCUGGUCAGGCAAAGCAUCUAACAAGUAUAUAAUCUGCUGGUUUGUUUCUGCAGUGUGUUUGUACUUAAUUCUUGAUGAGUGUUUUUCCUAAAGAGCUAGCUUGUUUUUAUAAAUGCAGUUCUACGUGGAGGUAAAGACUUCAUUCAUCAUAACAUCAAACAAAGAGCCAAGUCUCCUCUUAUUAAUGUUUUCUAAAUGAAAGCGUCAAUUUUACCCAGUGACUUAUUUCUCAUACACAUAAUGAAGCGCACUACCUAGCUUAUUUAUCUUAGCAUGCCUGACACCUGCUAUGUAUGUUACAUAUAAUGAUGGUUAUUAUCCUAUUUACAGAGUUUUGAAACUGUCAAGCUUGUUUUUAUACUUGUUUAUGCAUGAUUUAUAUAUAUUUUUCAUUGUAAUCAUUUUGAAGGACUUUCUGUUUAAUAAACAUUCAAAUACA